Molecule: messenger RNA, 185 nt
Organism: Prorocentrum cordatum
Lineage: Eukaryota; Dinophyceae; Prorocentrales; Prorocentraceae
Source: the annotation of a GenBank genome assembly
GUUGCUAGCGCCGCUGUGCCACGUCUUCCAUCUCGCCGACAUCUACGGCCACCCGCUGUGGAAUGCGGGCAAAUGUGCCAUCACCCCCCUGCGUGCGCCGCUUUCCGACCAGAUCCGCGACGCUGUCCAGACCUACCUCGCCAUGUUUAUUCCGGCCAGGGCUGGCUUCGCGAUCCUGGGCGAAG